Messenger RNA from Trichoderma virens Gv29-8, 1323 nucleotides. RefSeq lists its product as uncharacterized. The coding region runs from base 1 to 1218 and encodes 405 amino acids. NCBI's taxonomy places the organism in Eukaryota, Fungi, Ascomycota, Sordariomycetes, Hypocreales, Hypocreaceae. The record is from RefSeq and is a predicted model, not a curated record. The transcript has a single exon.
AUGAGCAAUCGAGACGUCUCCCCCGACGACAGUUUGCUGAAGCACAUCUUCAAUGAAAAGCCUUCGACCUCCAUCUUUCUCCAGGAUUGGGACAAGUGUGUUUUCAAGGCGGAUUUUGGAGUUGCAAACGCGCUCGACGAUAACGUUCGACCAUCGUGCGUAGUCCGGCUCGAGGCCGAAGAUGCGCACCUUGCCUCCUUUGGCACCAUUGCUGCCAUGCAGCAAAUCGCUGCUGAUUGCAUACCCGGCCUUGUGCCCAAGAUUCUCCAAGUAGGCAUCGCCGCGAAUGAACAAGGGCGACGAUUUCAAUUUUGUGUCAUGGAGCUUGCUGAGGGAGUAACGCUGCACGAUGCUUGGGAUCAGAUGACAAGCGACAACCAGAGCUCUAUUGUGAACGAACUUGUAGAGGCGUUACAGAAGUUGCACGCGGUACGACUUUCGGAUGAUAUCGUUCAAAACACUCUACGUCGAGCACUUGGAGAUCAAGAGGCAAAGGUUCUGGAUAAAAUGGUGAUGGGAGGACCUUUGGCAGGGUUCGUCCACGACGGCCACGCUCUUCUGACGGGCAUAUUGCAAAGGCGAAGCCUCAGGAAGCCCUUCUGCGAUGUCAGAUCUACUGCAGACCCAGAUCCCAAGGACCUCAUAGUUCAAUCGAUUUUCGAGCAUCUUGGUUCAGCUACUGUCAAAGAAGCAGACAUGGAAAACUGGGCAACUGAGGCCGUCUUUUGUCACAACGACCUCACUCCUCGCAAUCUCCUUGUGAGAUCAGUCCAAAAUUCGGAUAAUCAAGCAGAGCCGAGAUAUAAGCUCUCUGCCAUAAUUGAUUGGGAACUGGCUGGCUUCUACCCCCCAUCCUACGAACUGAGCCUCCAAGAUACAUAUCUAGGUGGUGGCAAUAGUCACGCAUCUUUGUAUCUCCUGUUGAAGCAACGCCUCAAUGACGUGGUCCCCAUGUCACCGUCGCAAGUUUCUCUGCUACAAGCUAUGGAACUAAUCUACGAGUCACAGCAGGAGAUGCUGGCACAAGGCAAUAAUAUCCCCGCUCACAUGCAGAGGAGGUUUCGAGAGAGGCUGGGGCUAUCGCGAGAUAAGCAUCCGUAUAUGGGUUGGACGCCCAGUUCGGAGGAUGGACCACGUGAAUUCUCACAGAUUGAUUUUCAAAAGUUGGAGGAUGAGGUAGUUGCAGAGAUGGUGGCAAGAAGGCAGAAAAAGAAUUAACCAAUAAAGGUGUUCGAUGGAGAGGAACCAUUAAGAUUGAGAUAUGAUUAGUGUGGAAUGGCAUCUUAGCAAGCCUAUCAUGAUACAUAUAUUCGUUCAUUAUUG